AGCUGGCCGUCAUCGCCCGAAGACGCACCGGCCCCCGAGGUGUAGCCUCUGCGCCGGCGGCCGCCUGCCAUAGCCUCUGCGCAGGCGUCCCGGGGUGGCCUAGCCAAUUCGGCAGCCUUCUCUUUUCUACCUUAUAUCGUAGUAUCCAUUGUAGCUGUUAGCGGCCCGUCUGAAGAGGCCGCUCGCUUCGCGUCGCUGCUGGUCUCCUGGUUUUUCUCUGGCACGAAGAGGAGCGUCUCCUCCCGGUGUGCAGCGCCAUCUGUCAGAUCUUUCAAGUUAGGACAUGUACAAAUUAACAAAAGGCAUCAAGAAGAAAGUUAAAGGCAAGAAAAAGCCUACCGAAGAAGAGCUUGAGCAAGAAGAGCUUCGGCAAUAUCGUCUUGAGAAGCAGCGGGAGCAGGAACUUCGCGAACAGGAACAGCGAGAGAAAGAAGAACAAGGUCAGGGUGACGAAGGAGCCGAGGAUCCGACAGCAGCGGGAGCUGCAGCGGCUCCUUCAGAGGAGUCGGGGAAGCCACAGCAGAAGCCGGCAGAGUCAGACGAGUGGGCCAAGUUCCGUGCGCUCACAUCCGGUGUCGACUCCGUUCUCAGCAGCACAAAAGAGAGUCUCCAGACUAUCAAGGAAACAAGCUACUUCAUCAAGAAGAAGCCAGCUUCUGAGCAAGAACCUGAGGUAGAAAAGAAGCCAGUUGCUCCUGAGGUCAGCAAGCCGAAGUGGGUCGACGUAGAUGUUGAGGAAGAGUCACCAGAGUCUGAGACAGAGCCUGAACCAGUAGAACAGCCUGUUGAAUCUCAGAAAACACCAUCUCCUGAGAAAAGGCGUGACCUUGAAGAGGUUUUAUCCGAGGUUGAGAAACUAGAACGUGCUCAGUAUUUCGAAGAGGACGUCUUUAACACCGAAUACGUUGACGCCGUCAAGGAUAUCAACCUUGCUGUUAUCCCUGAUAGUCCAACAGAGGACGGCGACGACCCAUUCGAUACAUCAGCGGUUGACGAGGUCCUCCGUGAAAAGCCAGAAGAAAUCAAGAAAAAGAAACUUAAGGCUUUCGCGUUAGGCAAAGCAGUUGAAGUCCUUAGCGGUGCCCAGAAAGAUAGCGAGAAGUCCGCCGAGCAGGUAGAAGCUCCAGCUACAGCUGCUCCUAAGAAAUCACGCCGUCGGGAGCGAGGUGUUUACAGACGAAAGGGCUCCUUGGACCUACUUGAAACAUCAGAAGCGGCUCUACCCUCGGAGGACAUCAGAGUUACAAAAAGUGCAACUGUUUCUCCGACAGAGGAGGCACCGACAAAGAAAACACUUCUUGAUGAGGACAUUGAAGAUGGCGGCGAUUUCGAGUUAAAUCUUGCCGUAACACCUGACUUCCACAAACCCCAGCCAGUACCCGAUACCGUAAAGAGCAAGGACAAUAGUCCCACUGAACCCCACAACCAGAUUAUCAGUGAUAUUGUCAGCGAGUUCGAUACCAAGGCUGAGCCUUCUCAGGCUGGGAGUAACGAGCAGAUUCUUACAGCCAAACCACCUGAUGAAAACGACCUAGAGUUUGAUUCUCUUGCAACCGAAUCACUUCUUCGAGCCAAGGAUCGCGAGGAAAUCAUCGGUGACGACGACCCAUUCGAUACAUCUGCAGUCACACAAGUCCUGGGUGAAGACAAGACUGCUGACACAGUUGACUUUGACGAAGAGGAAGUCAAGUUUGAGGCCGAUUUUGGAGAAGCAAAGCCGAGACCAUCUCGUCCUCCACCGCCUGUGAUUAUCACUUCUCCAGAAAAAGAGACACCAGACUUUUUGACAUCUAACGAACAUCACGACUACGAACCUCUCCCCGAACCAAUCAAGUUUUCAAACGAACAGGAAAAGAAGCCUGAUAACAAUCAAACCAGCCAGGAAGAAGAAGAGGAAGUUGAUCCCUUUGAUACCACCGCUGCAGACAAGCUUGUCGGAACCGAAAUCAAGCUUCUCGAGCAGGAGCUUUUCGACUCUUCCGACGCACCAGGAUCUGAGCAGACAUCGGUCCCCGUUGCAAACGAGGACGACUUUGACUUUGACCCUCGUGCAGGAGAAGAGAAACCGGAACCAGAUCCGUUCGAUACAUCAUUUGCUGGAGGGUUUGUCUCGAAACCUGUUGACGCAGCAGAGCUUUUAGCCUCGACGCCAACGCAAGACUCUACGCCCGUUGUUUUACCAACGGAGCAGGUAACAGGCUCAACCUCACAGGCAGAGGUCGAUCCAUUUGACACAUCUAUCGCGGACACUUUCGGCAACGUCGAGCUGCAAGUACUAGAGACCGAACUUCUGACAACACCUGAGCCAGCUGCAGUAACAGAUCUAGCAACAAAACUAGAUCUCUCUGCAACCAGUGCACCGCCACGACCUCCUCCACCUGCUCCUAAGAGUGAUUCUACCUUUCCGGUAGCAUUUGACGUGACACCUGAGCCAAAGCCUGCACCUCUUCCAGAGCUCCUUACCCUAACUCCUGAAGAGGAGCACACGGCACCUGUUGAGCUAGUUCCACAGCGCCCGGAGGACCCGCCUGAAGAGAUAGAUCCGUUCGACACAUCCAUCGCCGACAAAUUCGGCACUGUUGAGGUAGGAGUUCUUGAGCAGGAGUUGCUUGGAGCGUCCCCCGCUCCGGCACCAAAACAACUCACCGAACUUCUUCCCAACUUAGCCGAAGAGAUUUCAGCAGUAAAGUCCGGUACGAACAGUGUACAAGAAGAAGCAGGCGCAGAAGAAGAAGAAAGAGACGUUUUCGAUACGUCUUACGUCGACCCUGCUAGUAUCGUACAUCCGUCUGAGGUUGACGGCGCUCGUUUUACGAAACCAAGCUCCCUGAGUGUAUCUGAGAGCUCGGCAGCACUGCUAGCGUCCACUCCCGAAGAUCCCAAUCCACUGCUCCAGCCCGUCUCUGCUACCGGGACCCAGUCAGAAACAGAGGAAAUCGACCCAUUCGACACAUCCGCCGCAGAACAGUUCGGACACACCGAGCUACGUGUUCUCGAAAGCGAGCUUCUUGGUGAAGUACGCUGCUCACAACAACCACCGACAAGACCCGCACCCCCGCGACCAGCCCCUCCCCGGCCAACUCCGCCCGCUAAGCUGCCCGCCUCCCUGUUGGCACCUUCUGCAGACGAGCUUCUUGCGGUAACUCCAACCUCAGAGCAGGCACCAACACUCCAGCCAAGCGCAGAUCUUCCACCACCGCGACCACUUUCCCCGGUUGCGCUCGAUCCGUUUGACACGUCGAUUGCCGACAAGUACGGUGCCACCGAGCUCCGCGUCCUCGAGCAAGAGUUCGCCGGAAACGAAGCGGCAUCGCCGGCGCUGAAACGUUCUGUGAGCGACCCUGAUUUUGAUCCGCGCGGAGAAGAGAAGGUAGCCAGGCCGGCCACCCCGAAGGCCGCUGCUGGUGCGGUUGGCUGUCUCCUGGACGCUGAUACCGGAGCUCCUGGCGCAGGACAAACACUGACGGCAACUGUUGUGUCAGCUCCGACUGUUGAAGAACCCGAGGAAGUCGAUCCGUUUGAUACAAGCAUCGCUGACAGUCUGGUACCUGGUAAAGGAGAGAUUCUGGCGCUUGAGCGCGAACUGCUGCACUCAGUGUUUCUAGUAAAACUAUCAACCAUGGCUUCUGGUAAUCCCUUCUUAGAGAUGGGCGGCUUUGGAGGGUUCGAAUCCUCUCAGCGAGAUGACUCUGCUGCACUCAGCAACCCUUUCAUGGACGACGCUCCAGGCCCAGCUGCAGCCCUGGACAACAACCCCUUCGGCGCCUUCCUGGCUUCCUCGGAGCCCGCGCCUGCUCCUGUCGCCGACGCGGCUCUCAGCAAUCCCUUUGCCGACUCUGUACCGCCACCCAGGCCUCAGCCGCCGGUGUCACGCCCACCACCCCCUAAAGUCAGCGUAGCAGCGACGGCGCCGCCCCCUGUGCCGCCUCCACCUCACACUGACCUUCUGGACGGGCCGGCGGCCCCUCCGCCGCGACCUCCUGUGCCCGAGGCGACCCGCAACCUGCUGGCCUCCGUGACCGGUCACCUGGAGGCGGCCAGCGACUCGCUGUUCGGUCAGCUGAGUAACGUGAAGACGCCGCGCCAGAGUCCGACCCACAUGCUGUCCCGCUCGCCGUCUCCACCCCUGGAUGGUCUGGAUGAACAUGUGGAACAUCAUGAUGUCGCCUUCAGCGCUGCGUUCGGCCAGACCGUCGAGGAACUAAGCGACCAUGAGGACGCUCCAGACCACGCCCAUGCGCCCACGGACUCUGCCGCCCACGAGAUCGACCUCUGGGACUCGGCACCCGCAGCACCGGUCACCAAAACCAAGGAUCAGAUCUUGAGUCUGUUCAACGCACCGGCGACCAGAAAACCAGAACAGGAGGUAGACCUGCUAAGUAGUUCGUUCCACGACGAAGCCGCGCACCCAACUGGAGAUCUUCUGGCUGACGGGCCACCGAUGCCACCAGCGAAGGACGGAGCGGACAUGUUGGAGCAGCCUGUGUUGACGGCAGCGCCUGCUUCCGUCCCGGCUGUACCCGAGCCAACGAUUUGGGAUACACCGGAACCUCCGAAGGUAGCGACAGAAGAGGGAGAUAAGGAUGGCACGACGCAAGCUGCGCCUGAGGAGGUGAAGGAGACGGAGGAUGAGGCUGCCGACAGUGCUGAGGGUUUGCAGCCGCCGGCUCCGCCGCCCCAUCAGUCAUCACCGUCAGAGGAGGUGCCGCUGAGACCACUGGAGCUACAGCUGGACGCUCCACCUGACGCCAAGGUUGUGGUGGAUGCACCGGAGGAAGACGGACGCGCCCACACGGCGGCCGCCUUCAUGGACGAGUUCUCCACGCCUGUGGUGCCUGUGUCUCAGAUCACUCCUCCGUCUCCACUCAGUCCGCCAGGACCGUCCCCGAUCCCCUCCGUGGUGGCGACGCCUACACUGGCCGAGGGUCCGCCGCCUGGACAGUAUGAACCGUCUCAGCCACCGACGGCUCUGACACCUCCCGAGGAACUGACCGCGCCGCCCCCGCCCCCGCCCGAGCCGGAGGUGGCGCCUCAGCCGGCGAGACCACCGCCGCCUCCUCGGCCAGCCGCGCCCCCUGCCCGGCCCCCUCCGCCUGGUGUGACAGCCGCUGCACCCGCCGCCCCACCGAAACCGACUGUCGAUCCGCUCAACAUCUUCUCAGCGCCUUCAGAACCCUCCAGCAUCUUCGGAGGAGGCAUCGAGCCCCCAGCAGUACCAUCCGCUCCGGUACCUUCCCCGCUCGGUAUCUUCGAUACUCCACCAGCGACCGCGGCAGCAGCUUCGUCAACCACACAAGCUGUUGACCCCUUAGACAUCUUCUCGGCUCCAGCGGCGUCAGAGCCGGCGGCAGUGCGUCGUCCGCCACCUCCUGCGCCACCGAGGCGCCAGCCGCCGCCCUCGCCUAACCCCUUCCUGGAGACAGUGGAAGCCGGCGAUGUAGCGGACGCAGCUGCACCGCAGGAGGAUGCCUUUGACGCGUUUGCAGCGAGGUUUGAGAAGGCAGCGGAUGAUGCGGCAACUGGUGGCGCUGUGGAUCCGUUCGGGGCGGCGACUGGGACGGCCGACAAGUCUGCGUCAGUCUGGGGCGACUCCGCUGCGCCUUCGUCCGCGGGCCCAGGUGGCUUCGAGGACCCGGCGUUCGACUCGUUCCUGUCGAUGACGGCGCCACCUCCGGUGCCGCAGUCGACUCCUGCUCGCGGCGCCAGCAAACAGCACUCGGAGGAUGAGCCGACCGACCUCAACGUAUUCAUCAGACCACAGCAGAGCUGGACGUCACAAGCUCCUGUGCCAGCCCUGGCGCCACCGCCCAAGCCAGCGGUCGCUGCGUUCCAGGACGCCCCUGCCGACACCUUGGGCAGUAACCCGUUCGCAGUGCCGGCAACCGACCUUUCGCUGGACCUACCGCAGGCUAAAGUGGAGCGUCCGGAGCCCGAAUCGGGCAGUCCACCGGAGACCCCGCUGUUCGACGAGGACACCUCACAGCCGCUGGAGCCGUUCCCGAGAACCACCUGGGACAAGGCAGAGUUUGACAUGUAUCUCCGGCAGCCCAAUAAGAAAAAAAUCACCGGGCAGAGGUUCUGGAAGAAGGUGUUUGUUCGUUUGGCGGACAAUGCGGUACUGCAGCUGUUCAACGACAGAAAUGACUCGGAUCCGUUCCAGGAGCUACCGCUGCAGGCGUGCUACUCCGUCUCCGAUGUCGGAGCUCAGCAGUACGAUCAAUACGGGAAGAUUUUCACCGUCAAGCUGCAGUACAUUUUCUACAAGGAGCGGCCGGGAGUACGGCCGGGUCAGAUGACUAAGGCGGAGCGGAUCACCAAGAAGCUCGGCCAGUUCGCCAUCUCAGCCUGGGAGGGCGACUACGACCGCGUCAAGGAGUUCGCCAGCGACGUCCGUAAGCUGGGAAUGCCGGUCGAGCACGCGCCCCAGAUCUCACAGCUGCUGAAACUUGGCACCCAGCACUACGAGGAUGUCAAACGCUUCGCCAGCUUUGUGGAAGAAACUCUGUUCAAGGUGAACGUGCAUCGUGACCGUGCACUCAACUACAAGACCGAGGAGAUCCAGAUAUCGGGAGUGGACGAGGUCUACUUGGAGCAGGAUGUGACGGGAGCGGUCACCAAGCAGCUGGCCAGGGUUCGGCUGUUCUUCCUCGCCUUCCUCUCAGGAAUGCCUGACGUGGAGCUGGGUAUCAAUGACCUGCGGCGUCAGGGCAAGGAGGUGGUCGGCCGACACGACAUCAUCCCCGUGGCCACCGAGGAGUGGAUCCGUCUCGAGGACGUGCAGUUCCACAACAUCAUCGACCUGCAGGCCUUCAAGGAGUCGCAGAUACUCAAGUUCAAACCACCGGAUGGCUGUUACAUUGAACUGAUGCGGUUUAGAGUCCGACCACCAAGGAGCCGCGAGCUGCCUCUUCAGGUCAAAGUCAAAUACACCAUCCUUCAGAACAAGGUUGAUAUUAGCGCGGACAUUCUCGUGCCGGGCUACGUCAGCAGGAAGAUGGGCCAGAUUCCGUGCGAGGAUGUGUGCGUCAGAAUGCCUCUGCCCGAGUGCUGGAUUUAUAUGUUCCGGGUCGAGAAACACUUCCGCUAUGGAUCAGUGAAGGCCUCCCAUCGCCGUCAGGGCAAGGUGAAGGGCAUUGAGCGUAUCCUGGGAGCGGUGGACACUCUGGAGCAGAGCCUGAUGGAGGUGUCGUCAGGCAGCGCCAAAUACGAACACCACCACCGGGCCAUCGCCUGGAGGAUACCGCGGCUGCCCAAGGAGGGACAAGGUGCCUACACGAACCACACGUUCUCGUGCAAGCUGAACCUGACGUCGUUCGACCAGAUCCCGGAGACUUUCGACAGGUUCUGCUUUGUCGAGUACACCAUGCCGCACACCACCGUGUCACACACGGUGUGUCGCUCAGCCUCCAUCAGUGGCGGCAGCGGCGACCCGCCCGAGAAAUACGUCAGGUACCUCGCCAGGUAUGAGUACAAGGUGGAGAUGGAGUUCUGUUACUCCAAAGACGAGCCGGCAGCGUACCUGUCAGCCACUCAGAGCAACGCCUCCAAACCCGCCGCUGAGCCACCGCCUCCUCGGCCGCCCUCCAGCGACUCCGACUCCGACUCCGACUAGUCGGAUCGCUGCUCACCAUCUGACUCAGAGAGAAAGGGUGAGCCUGCUGCUGAGCUUUCUGAAUGACGACACGUAAUCUCGAGUUGAUCUCGGCGAAAAUCAGCGAUUCUGGAAUUCGAUCUGACUGACUGUAUUCGCGUAACCGGGCGCAGUAUGGCGAUGUAACUCGAGUCUUGCGAUCUGCUGCUGCGGCUGGCUGCUUUUGUUUGCCCGCAGCUCAGUGUAUGUAUGUGCGUGUCGUGCGAUCGUUUUCCAUACUGUAACAUUCCAUUAGGCGCGCGGGACCGGGCGGCGGGCCCGGCCCUCGCGCUGUAAAUACGUUUACACCUGUGUAUAGAUUGUGCUCGUACGUGUUGUUGUGUUUUGUGCUUGUCCAGCCCGGCUCUCAACGGGCCAUCGGCAGCUGAUACCAAAGACAUGGCGAGAAGCCACUGGGGACGAAAGGCGCCCGACAGGCGUGCCCCGAAAAUCGGGAUGAAUGUGUUUGUGUGUGAGAGUAUGAGUGAGAGAGUGAGUGAGUGAGCUCAUGCCAGUGAGUUUGUUAGUGAUUAUUGUAUGUGUGGCUGUUUGUGUGGUUUUAUGAUACCAGUUACCUGCAGUGUUAAUAAUUUUUCGUAUAAAUUUCGAUCCUAAAUUGGGCUGAACGUGCACGUGAGAGACGGCUGUAUCACUGGAAAACACCUAUCCUGCUGAGUAUGUAGAUCCCCUGCCCCACAUACCACGCCUACAGUUGUGCAUAGUGCCAGCUGCACUGAAUUUAGCUACAGAUUCAUGUGCUUCUGGCAUUUUACAAAUUUUAUUUCGGGAAUGACGAUCGAGUACCGAUGGUGAAUGAAGAGUGUUUUGGUCAGAACUAGCAUUACGUGAAAAUAUGAUAUCGUUCCUGUAUUCUAGUCAACUUGACUUUCUAGUCAACGUAAGACACCCACAUGGUUGUGAUCAUUGUAUAAGUUCGUUCGUGGCAAAAACUUUUGCCAUGGAUACGAGUAUAUUAAGUGAAAAAUAAAUCAGUCAAGUUAUUCGCUCCCUACAAAAAUGUACAUAGCAUGGAUACGCGUUUCUUAUAUUUUAUUUUUCUCUAGCAUUUGGUGCAAAGUAACUAAUGAUUCGGGCGUGUUUUUUUUAGAUUAUGUUGUCGACGACACAUGGCGGUCGGCCUUAUGAUGUGAUUACUCGUCAUGCUAACAAUAAUUUGAGUUAUUGCAUUAUCAUUUAUCAUUCGUUAUCAUCAUUGUUAUUUUUACCGUUAUUGUUGUUACUUUAUUUUAACUUAUUGAUAUGUUAUGUUUGUUGCAUUUUUAUUAUUUUCAUGUUGUCUUCAAAAUGUUUUUGUUAUUUCAUUAGUAUAUUAUUUUAUUUUAUUUUUUACAUGUGUUUUCACAUACCCUCCCGCACGGAUCUCAAUGUACCCAUAUUUUUAAACAUUAAUUUAAAACUGUGUGUGUGUGAGUGACGUGUUGUUUGUAUUCGUGUUCAUAUCCCGGUAUGUGAGGCGACGCAAGCCGCUGCUCACGGGGGCCGGGUGAGUGCAAUCUAGUCAUUAGGUUAAGACGGUGUGGUGCGAACACAAGCGCACAUCCACCGGGUGGGGGUUCGAGAUUCUGUGAGUGUGCAUUGGCAUGGUCGUGUACAAGAGAAUCGUGAGAUGUGCGUACUGCAUAUAGUCUGUCGGUAAUAACGGGCUAGCGGUUUGUCUACAUGAUGUAUUCGUAAAAUUUUUCUUUAAAGCACUUACUAGGCUUCCAAAGAAUUGUCAUGAGUUGGGGAUUAUAGUGCACAUUGUCUUCCUCCCUAUAAAUCGCAUAAUUUAUCAUUGAUUGCCUUCAGCACAGUUAAGACGGACUCAAAAACUUAGAACCCGGUUUUAUAUGUAAAAAUAAGGCUCAGACGUGGUUGUAAAUGUCAUUGAUUUACUUCAAUCACAUUUCUAUGUUGAUUAACCCAAGCGUACAUCAAAUCUGGUGGUACAAUAUUGUGCGCCAUGUGAUUGUGAUGCAGUUAACGGCAGUAGUUUGUCAAACACCCGGCGUUUGAGCAUGCGUUGACCGCCGGCUCAUCGUAGGCCCGGUGAUUCGAGAUGACCGCACGGAAUAAAAUGUGAUGGCGCUAGCUCCGAGUUUAUGCGUAUUGAUGUGCCCAGCCCGUUGUAAGUGAGCAUACCGAAUUGUGUAAUUGUGGAUUGUGCAUAUUUGGGUGUGAGUGUUAAAACCAGACGAUAGUGAUGUGAAUAUCUACGAGUGUCUGUAAUCUCGUGUAAGGAACAUGUAUGCGUGUUCUCCGCAUCAGCAGCACGGUGUAAUGUUACCACACUAUUUUCCGGUGUAGUCGAGCGGUCGUCGCCGCGGCGCUAGUCGUGAUAGAACAGCAUUAUAGUGCGUGUCCAGUGUGUCGCCUCGUGUUAAUGCCUACCAUGUGUGUAGCCAACGCUGUCGUCCGUUAUAUAUCCCAUGUUUGUUCGGAUCUUCGACUCCGGAGUGCGAGUUAGCGAGUGGUGAAUGAGUGGUAAUACUCGUCAGUCCGCGGUUCCUCCUAGAGGGGCCGGCUUAGACCAAUAAAGUGGCGGCGCGGUGAGCGAGUGAGCGCGAGUUUCGUUCUAUAGUGAUGUGGACUGCUGCGUUCCUUGUCUGUGUCUGUCCGGUCGGUGUCGCGCCGCGCUGCGCGCCGCCCCGACCCUGGCUGGUAUUGCGGAACGUCGCUGCAUAUCCCCGUGAAUAUGACGUGCCAUAUAACCUACCCGGGACGGCCGCCGCCAUCGCCGCGCCUCCGCGGGGGGCUGUAGUCAUUCCGUUCUCGUCAACACAAUACUAAUAAAUGUACAGAUGUG
Messenger RNA from Amphibalanus amphitrite, 10436 nucleotides. RefSeq names its product titin-like. The record is from RefSeq and is a predicted model, not a curated record. Gene Ontology annotation, biological process: synaptic vesicle endocytosis; clathrin-dependent endocytosis; regulation of endocytosis. NCBI's taxonomy places the organism in Eukaryota, Metazoa, Arthropoda, Thecostraca, Balanomorpha, Balanidae. Gene Ontology annotation, molecular function: clathrin-cargo adaptor activity. The transcript is spliced from 17 exons. Bases 284 to 7612 code for a protein of 2442 amino acids. Gene Ontology annotation, cellular component: synaptic vesicle; AP-2 adaptor complex.